Messenger RNA from Anopheles coustani, 1256 nucleotides. It is a transcript of the gene Cchl, whose product is annotated as holocytochrome c-type synthase. Gene Ontology annotation, biological process: cytochrome c-heme linkage. Gene Ontology annotation, molecular function: holocytochrome-c synthase activity. The transcript is spliced from 2 exons. The coding region runs from base 131 to 970 and encodes 279 amino acids. Lineage: Eukaryota; Metazoa; Arthropoda; Insecta; Diptera; Culicidae. Gene Ontology annotation, cellular component: mitochondrion. The record is from RefSeq and is a predicted model, not a curated record.
ACACUAGUCAAAACAUGCCUGGUGCAUAGAUGACUGAAGUUACGAAAAGUUGAGAAAUUUUACAAUUUCUGCAACUUGUAAGUAAAAGUUUUCUGAUAAAACCAGCACGCUAGUGAACCAAACAGCCAGCAUGGGAAACACGGUAUCUGCUGCGGAAAAGGUUGCAUCAAAUAUAGUCCCGAGCACACUUUUAAAAGAUGAGCAAGCAACACUCCCGAAAGGACAUCCACACAUCGGUGACGCCUCGGCAAUGGCCGGAAAUCCACCACCGGAAUGUCCAAUGCACCAAAAACAGCAGCAACCCAAAGAACAGCCAGUUCUAGUGUCGGAGUGCCCCGUUAAGCACGAUGGGGCGGAAGUGAACCCGCUGAACAUGAUGCCACCUGCCAACCAAAACCCAUCUCCCGGACAGCCUUUCCCUCUUCCAACGGAUCGCCAAGUGUCUUCGAUUCCAAAAGCAACGGCCGAUGGCAAGCGUGAAUUUUGGGUCUAUCCGAGUCAGCAGAUGUUCUGGAAUGCGAUGCUUCGCAAGGGAUGGCGCUGGGAAAAGGACGAUAUUGCACCGAAGGAUAUGGACGAUAUUAUAAAGAUUCACAAUGCCAACAACGAACAGGCUUGGCAGGAGGUACUUAAAUGGGAAGCCCUGCACGCGCGCGAAUGUGGAAAUCCCAGACUGAAGAGUUUUGGAGGAAAGGCAACGGAUUACAGCCCCCGGGCCAAGAUCCGCAACAUGAUGGGGUACGAACUUCCAUUCGAUAGACACGAUUGGAUCAUCGAUCGCUGUGGAAAGGACGUACGAUACAUCAUCGACUAUUACGAUGGUGGAAUGGUGGAUGAGAAAUACAAAUUUGCGCUGCUCGACGUCAGGCCAGCCAUGGAUUCGUUUGAGAGUGUUUGGGACCGCAUGACGGUAGCAUACAUGCGAUGGAAGUUCGAGCUAGAGGACAAACUAAAGGAGUUGACGAGUUAAAUAAUGCCAUAUCGUAAUACAGUUGCCGGAUUGUUGAACUAUGAACUCGCUUGAAAUCUUUUUAACGCACGAUUCAAUUCAUACAAAUUAAAUUAAACCGAAAUUGGUGGACGAUUAUGAGAAUUGUUCUUUGUAGAAAGUAGCAUUGGCGUUAAGGUAAACAGCAGAGAUAGUCAUCCACCCACCUAACGCCGCAUUAUCAAUUGAAAAGAUAAUCGAAUACGAGAGAUUUAGAGGACUAUCACAGUAAAAUUAUUCAUAAAUAAAUCCAAAACGCUUAAUGUAA